UGAUUUUGCGGUAAUGUUCUCGAGAACCAUAAUUGAGCAGUUGCAUUGCGUUACUGGCACAUCACAAAAUUGGAAACAUGAACAUUGUGAUAUGAUUAUUCUGUAUCAGUUUUGUCCUUAUUCUACGUAGCUUCGUCAAUGCAAAGCAAAGGAAGGUAUUACAAAAUGAACAAAUUUGAGAUAGUCUGGCUGCCUGUCUUAUAUCUUCUUCUUUUGCUGUGCGAAAAUCCUGCUGAAGGAGCAUGCACACCAUCCUGUGAUUCAAAUGCAGUCUGUUCCGGUGGUACAACAUGUGUUUGCAACAUAGGCUACACUGGAAAUGGAUUGACUUGUACAGAUCAAGACGAAUGUACAUUAGGAACGCAUAACUGUGAUUCAAAUGCUGCAUGCACAAAUACUGCAGGCUCAUUCACCUGUGCUUGCAAUGUUGGUUAUACCGGAGUUGGUACAUCUUGUACAGAUCAAGACGAAUGUACACUAGGAACGCAUAACUGUGAUUCAAAUGCUGCAUGCACAAAUACUGCAGGCUCAUUCACCUGUGCUUGCAAUGUUGGUUAUACCGGAGUUGGUACAUCUUGUACAGAUCAAGACGAAUGUACAUUAGGAACGCAUAACUGUGAUUCAAAUGCUGCAUGCACUAAUACUGCAGGCUCAUUCACUUGUGCUUGUAAUGUUGGUUAUACCGGAGUUGGUACAUCUUGUGCAGAUCAAGACGAAUGUACAUUAGGAACGCAUAACUGUGAUUCAAAUGCUGCAUGCACAAAUACUGCAGGCUCAUUCACCUGUGCUUGCAAUGUUGGUUAUACCGGAGUUGGUACAUCUUGUACAGAUCAAGACGAAUGUACUUUAGGAACGCAUAACUGUGAUUCAAAUGCUGCAUGCACAAAUACUGCAGGCUCAUUCACUUGUGCUUGCAAUGUUGGUUAUACCGGAGUUGGUACAUCAUGUACAGAUCAAGACGAAUGUACAUUAGGAACGCAUAACUGUGAUUCAAAUGCUGCAUGCACAAAUACUGCAGGCUCAUUCACCUGUGCUUGCAAUGUUGGUUAUACCGGAGUUGGUACAUCUUGUACAGAUCAAGACGAAUGUACUUUAGGAACGCAUAACUGUGAUUCAAAUGCUGCAUGCACAAAUACUGCAGGCUCAUUCACUUGUGCUUGCAAUGUUGGUUAUACCGGAGUUGGUACAUCAUGUACAGAUCAAGACGAAUGUACAUUAGGAACGCAUAACUGUGAUUCAAAUGCUGCAUGCACAAAUACUGCAGGCUCAUUCACCUGUGCUUGCAAUGUUGGUUAUACCGGAGUUGGUACAUCUUGUACAGAUCAAGACGAAUGUACAUUAGGAACGCAUAACUGUGAUUCAAAUGCUGCAUGCACAAAUACAGCAGGCUCAUUCACCUGUGCUUGCAAUGUUGGUUAUACCGGAGUUGGUACAUCUUGUACAGAUCAAGACGAAUGUACUUUAGGAACGCAUAACUGUGAUUCAAAUGCUGCAUGCACAAAUACUGCAGGCUCAUUCACUUGUGCUUGCAAUGUUGGUUAUACCGGAGUUGGUACAUCAUGUACAGAUCAAGACGAAUGUACAUUAGGAACGCAUAACUGUGAUUCAAAUGCUGCAUGCACAAAUACUGCAGGCUCAUUCACCUGUGCUUGCAAUGUUGGUUAUACCGGAGUUGGUAUAUCUUGUACAGAUCAAGACGAAUGUACUUUAGGAACGCAUAACUGUGAUUCAAAUGCUGCAUGCACAAAUACUGCAGGCUCAUUCACUUGUGCUUGCAAUGUUGGUUAUACCGGAGUUGGUACAUCAUGUACAGAUCAAGACGAAUGUACAUUAGGAACGCAUAACUGUCAUGCAAAUGCUGCAUGCACAAAUACUGCAGGCUCAUUCACCUGUGCUUGCAAUGUUGGUUAUACCGGAGCUGGUACAGCUUGUACCGAUCAAGACGAAUGUACAUUAGGAACGCAUAAUUGUGAUUCAAAUGCUGCAUGCACAAAUACUGCAGGCUCAUUCACCUGUGCUUGCAAUGUUGGUUAUACCGGAGUUGGUACAUCUUGUACAGGUAUGUCUUCCUAACUGU
This is a messenger RNA of Rhopilema esculentum, 2077 nucleotides long. Lineage: Eukaryota; Metazoa; Cnidaria; Scyphozoa; Rhizostomeae; Rhizostomatidae. The record is from RefSeq and is a predicted model, not a curated record.